Messenger RNA from Plectropomus leopardus (leopard coralgrouper), 1887 nucleotides. NCBI's taxonomy places the organism in Eukaryota, Metazoa, Chordata, Actinopteri, Perciformes, Serranidae. The record is from RefSeq and is a predicted model, not a curated record.
UUUUCCUCUGCUUACUCUUUUUGAUUUGCAUGAGUGUCUGUGAUUGGCUGCUAUAAUGAGAGGGAGAUACUGUCCUCGCCUGACUGGCUGGGAGCAGAAGGGGGCAGGUGCUAUGUGUGAACAUAAAUACAGAGUGCAGCCUCAACAGACACACAUGCAUCUGCUGUCAGCAUCCUCUUCUGCAGAACUGCAUCCACUUCCAUCACUGACAGCACUACAGUUUUCAGUCAAGGAUCCACAAGCAACGAAGAAGAGAUAAGAGAUUCUUUCAAGUGGUAUUUUGGAGAAAAAGAGCAGCAGAAACAUGUCUUUAGAAGUGAAGGAGAAGACUGAGGUGCGUCUGGUGUUUUUAGGAGCAGCUGGAGUGGGGAAGACCGCCCUCAUCCAACGCUUCCUCCAAGACACUUUUGAGCCAAAGCACCGGCGCACGGUGGAGGAGCUCCACAGGAAGGAGUACGAGGUGGCAGGUGUCAAAGUCACCAUCACCAUCAUGGACACCAGCGGCAGCUACUCCUUCCCCGCCAUGCGCAAGCUCUCCAUCCAGAGCAGCGACGCCUUCGCCCUGGUCUACGCCGUGGAUGACCCUGAAUCCCUGGAGGCGGUGAAAAGUCUGCGAGAGGAAAUCCUGGAGGUCAAAGAGGACAAGUACACGCCUAUCGUGGUGAUAGGCAACAAGAUAGACCGCCACAACGAACGACAGGUGUCCAGCAAGGACGUGCUGUCCACGGUGGAGCUGGACUGGAACCACAGCUUCCUGGAGUCCUCCGCCAAAGACAACGUCAACGUGCUGGAGGCUUUCAGAGAGCUGCUUCAGCAGGCCAACCUCCCAAGUCGGCUCAGCCCGGCGCUGUGCCGCAGACGGGAAACCUUCCCCAAGGAGAGCAACAAACGACCUCCAAUGAACAAGGCCAACAGCUGCAUCAUCUCAUAAUGAUGUGGAGCAGCUCCGAAGGCAACAACACCAAAAAAGACUAAGAAAAAACUGCCCAAAAGAGACUGAAAGGGCUUUUUAAGUGUUAAAUGUGUCCAGACUCUAACAAAACAAAGAAAUGAUGAUGUGCUUAAAAGCAUUGCAUCUGUCACUGCAACAGUGCUAGAGGCACAGAGAUACCACAGUGAGGACGGACGUGUAACCAUGAGAACACCUUUAAGACGUGAAAGAAUGUGGUUGAACAACUGUUUGAACACUGAAAAAAAAGAAAGAAACAGUGCACAGACACUGCUUUCUGUGAAUGUCAACAAUGAUGGCGUUAUAAAUUGUGUAGAAGCAGCUUUCUGUAUCAUAUGCUAAGUUUUCACUCAAAUGUUAACGUGAGGUUUCAGGUUUAGGUUCUUGUGCUACUGGUGUUAAAAGUGCAAUAACUGUGAUGUGAUGGGUAUUUAUGCAAAAGUCUGUUUACAUAUGAGAAAGACCAAGAGAAGAGGGCUUUAUAUUUUUGAUAGCAACACAUUAAACAUUAUGUUGUGAAUUCUUGUGCAGCCUGUCCUGCUUUUUUGACAUUUUGAAAUACAUACCAAGUGGUGAUUUUUCUCUCCUUCUCUUUCUUUUUGUCUGACUGAUACAUUCAGGAGAGUUUAACAAGUGUUUGAAAAUGACCCUGAAUCAUCAUGACAGCACAAAGGUGAUGUUCAAUGCUUUCACUCAGAGCUUAUUCUAAGCUGAAUAAAACACCUUAUCUCAUCCACCUUUUGGAUAUUAAUUAGCUUUUUUUUUGCAGAUUAUACUGAUAAGAAUAUUCUUGGCAUGACAGCAAACAAAAGUAAGUGUGUGGUAUGGUGUAGGCAUGUAGACAUUGCAAAAAGACAUUUUACAGCUCAAACCGAAAAACAGUAAAAGUAAAAUAAAGUUUACACCACAUGCUUAUCGAAGAUACAAAUAUUGUGCAC